AUGAAGCCACUAGAGCAAUCUGUCCGUCGUUAUGGACGGUUGAUUUCCCGCAUCAUAUUUAAGCAAAAGCUCCUUGGUUUUGCACCUACAGACGGCAGCCUGCCUUCAGCGGGGGAGCCGAUACUUCUCGACCCUGACGGGUAUGAAAAGAUUACCGGGCGCGAGUCAAAGAUCUUCACCACACUGGAGUUGCCGCUGCAGACAAGCAGUGUCAUUGUCAUCGGAAGCUUGCAGAAGUUGUGGCCCCUUCGCCAGAUUGCAGAUGCAGCCAAGGUCUACUUCAGACACAUCCAAGAAAAGUGGGAAAUGUUUGACAUGCAAGUUAUCAAGAGUCCUUGGCCCUGCGCCAAGGGCGUACUGGCUAUUGACGACAGUAACAAAUGUGCCGCUAUCUUUAGAGCCUACAACCUGCCCGAACAGAUUGGUGUCUUGCUGUAUAGAGAACAUGGGUAG
Messenger RNA from Fusarium venenatum, 453 nucleotides. RefSeq lists its product as uncharacterized. The record is from RefSeq and is a predicted model, not a curated record. Lineage: Eukaryota; Fungi; Ascomycota; Sordariomycetes; Hypocreales; Nectriaceae.